Molecule: messenger RNA, 816 nt
Organism: Chrysoperla carnea
Lineage: Eukaryota; Metazoa; Arthropoda; Insecta; Neuroptera; Chrysopidae
Exons: 5
Coding region: 1-816 (271 amino acids)
Molecular function (GO): protein binding
Source: RefSeq, a predicted model, not a curated record
AUGGAACCGUUUGAAGAUGACCCAAAAGAGAUAAGGAUUCGUAGAACCAGCCCUGUUGGACCCAAUUUUGGAGCUAUACAAUUGAUGGAACGUAAAACUAUGGAUAGUGAAGAAACCGUUAGAAGUUCUACACAACAACAACCUUCAGUUAAAUUACAUGUUUCUAGUCGAUUGUUGCCUUUCUCUCUUGUUGCUACACCUAGUUAUAUGGAAAAUGUUGUCGUCGAUGUUGAUGAAAAUCUAAAUAUUAUUAAUACAUUGCAACAUUACUCAGAUUAUGAUUCAAAAGAUACUCGGAUAUUGGCAGGUUGUUUUCACCCUAGAUCAAAUCAUAUAGUUCUGGCAGCUUCGGGAAGUGAUAUAAUAACAUUUUGGGAUGCCCGUGUGCCAUCAUCGUUUCGCAAAAUCAUUGGACCACAUAUUGUUAGAAAAGGUUUAGAAAUACAUCCUAUAAGGAACGAGAUUUUAACGUGUUCUUGGAGACGAGAAGAUCAAAUACAAUUAUGGGAUUUUGAUUCUGGAAAAUUGAUAAGUGUCCUGGAACCUGAUGGCUACCAAAGCAGUUUGUACUGUGGAAAGUAUUUUGCACACAAUCUAUUAGCAACUGGUGGCAUAGAUCCAAAUUUACUUCGAGUAAUUAAUAUGCGAACUAGUAAGAAUAUGGCGAAAAUCAGAAAUUUACCCGGAGGAGUUUAUAGUUUAGACAUAGGAUGGUCAAAGGAAAAUCUAGAAAAAAGAACGGGGCCAAGGAUAUUGUUUUGUUGUGGUAAAAAAUUAUAUGAAGCCGAUUUACUGGAUUAUGAAUUAUCUUUUUAA